AUGGAGGUCUUCUAUGUCUCUCUUCUUUCUCUCUUUGUCCUCUUGAUAUCCCUCUCCCUCCACCUCCUCUUCUACAAGAACAAGUCCGGCUUCUCCAGCACCUUACCGCCGGGCAAGACAGGGUGGCCAGUGAUCGGAGAAAGCCUAGAAUUCCUCUCCACUGGGUGGAAGGGUCACCCUGAAAAAUUCAUAUUCGACCGUAUAGCCAAGUACUCAUCCUAUGUCUUUAGGACUCAUCUUCUUGGAGAACAGGCCGCUGUUUUCUGUGGUGCAAAUGGAAACAAAUUCUUGUUUUCAAAUGAAAACAAGCUUGUCCAAGCAUGGUGGCCUGAUUCUGUUAACAAAGUAUUCCCUUCUUCUACUCAAACUUCAUCAAAAGAAGAGGCCAUCAAAAUGAGAAGAAUGCUUCCAACUUUCUUCAAACCGGAAGCCUUGCAACGAUACGUCGGCAUAAUGGAUCAUAUUGCACAAAGACACUUUUCUGAUGGCUGGGAUAACAAGAAAGAAGUAGUUGUUUUCCCUCUUGCAAAGAGAUACACUUUCUGGCUUGCUUGUCGUUUGUUCGUAAGCGUCGAAGAUCCAAACCAUGUUGCCAAAUUUGCCGAUCCUUUCAAUGAUUUAGCUUCUGGUUUGAUUUCAAUCCCUAUAGAUUUGCCUGGAACACCAUUUCACAGGGCGAUCAAAGCCUCAAACUUCAUCAGAAAAGAACUCGUUUCGAUAAUCAAACAGCGUAAAAUCGACUUGGCUGAAGGAAAAGCAUCGCCAACACAAGAUAUCUUGUCACACAUGCUUUUGACAAGUGAUGAAAGCGGGAAAUUCAUGCAUGAAUUGGAUAUUGCUGAUAAGAUUUUAGGUUUGCUUGUUGGAGGCCAUGACACUGCAAGCUCUGCAUGCACUUUUGUAGUCAAAUAUCUUGCUGAACUGCCUGAAAUCUAUGAAGGAGUCUACAAGGAGCAAAUGGAAAUAGCCAAAGCAAAAGCCCCUGGGGAAUUACUGAACUGGGAUGACAUUCAAAAAAUGAAAUACUCAUGGAAUGUGGCAUGUGAAGUAUUAAGACUUGCCCCUCCCCUCCAAGGAGCCUUCAGAGAAGCCAUUGCUGAUUUUAUGUACAGCGGCUUCUCAAUCCCGAAGGGAUGGAAGAUAUACUGGAGUGCAAAUUCGACUCACAGGAAUCCCGAACUCUUCCCCGAGCCACUGAAAUUCGAUCCUUCAAGAUUCGAAGGAACUGGACCGGCUCCUUACACAUUUGUUCCAUUUGGUGGAGGACCUAGGAUGUGCCCUGGAAAAGAGUAUGCUCGACUCGAAAUUCUUGUUUUCAUGCACCAUCUUGUGAAAAGGUUCAAAUGUGAGAAAUUGAUUCCAGAUGAGAAGAUUGUUGUUAAUCCAAUGCCAAUUCCUGCUAAGGGUCUUCCUGUUCGUCUCUAUCCCCAUAAUGCUAUAUAA
Fraxinus pennsylvanica is the source of this 1443-nucleotide messenger RNA. The record is from the annotation of a GenBank genome assembly. Lineage: Eukaryota; Viridiplantae; Streptophyta; Magnoliopsida; Lamiales; Oleaceae.